Molecule: messenger RNA, 399 nt
Organism: Lactuca saligna
Lineage: Eukaryota; Viridiplantae; Streptophyta; Magnoliopsida; Asterales; Asteraceae
Source: the annotation of a GenBank genome assembly
AUGGAUAUGAAUAAAAAGGUCUUCACAACACAAAUCCUAAUUCUAAUUCCUUCAAAACAUGUCCAAACAACAACAAUAACUCCUAAUGUCAAAGUUGAUAUUUUGAAGCUUCAAUCGAAGAAGGGAUUUAAUGUCAAUGAAAUAGGUUCAAGAUCUUCGAUAGUUAAAUUUGUUGCAACCUUAGAAACAAAUGUAAAAGGUAAAAGUUUUCAUGUUGAACCUUCUGGAGAGGAGAAAAAGAGAUUGCAAGAACUUGAAUUGGAAAAUAUGAAGCAACUCAACAACAUCAUGAGACAAAGAGAAAAAGACCCACCUGCUCUUGAUAAGGAGGAUCUAAACAAAUUAUGGUGCUAUGAAACCAUCGAGACAAUAGUUAUUGCUGAUGUUGAUGCAUUCUAA